Messenger RNA from Vanessa tameamea, 2861 nucleotides. It is a transcript of the gene emei, whose product is annotated as transmembrane protein 161B. The record is from RefSeq and is a predicted model, not a curated record. Lineage: Eukaryota; Metazoa; Arthropoda; Insecta; Lepidoptera; Nymphalidae. The transcript has 9 exons. The coding region runs from base 137 to 1549 and encodes 470 amino acids.
GAUGAACCUUUAUUACUUGUUCGCUUUAUUGUGUGUGGGUGUACUGAUUGAGGUUAUAGAUCCCAGAGCAAAUUAAAAAUAAUUUAUUAAAUUUAGACGGUCAUGAGGUUUACCAGCCAAUGAAAUUCAUAUUGCAAUGGCUUUACUCGGGGCUCAGCUGGUAAUAACACUGAUAAUGGUAUCAGUGAUACAAAAGCUUGGUAAUUAUUCGUUCGCACGAUGGCUAUUAUGUUCCCAAGGAUUGUAUCGCUAUCUAUACCCAGAUAACAGUGAAUUAAAGGCUUUGGCGGGAGUUCCUAAGGAUAAGCCGAAAGGCAAGAAAGGUGGGAAAAAUGAAUCAAAUGGAAAGCCGGAAACGUUUCACAUACCACGUAGCUUGGAUAUACAGUUAGAGAUCGCUCCAGUUACCCCCUUGGAUGUGGUCCACUUAAGGUUUUACACAGAAUACUUAUGGAUAGUAGAUUUUUCAUUAUACACAGGUAUUGUGUAUAUAAUGUCAGAGAUUUACACAUCAAUAUUCCCUUUGAAAGAUGAAUUCAACUUAAGUAUGGUGUGGUGUCUGCUAGUUGUACUCUUUUCAUUUAAAAUCCUUUUAUCUCUAACAAAGCAAUAUUUCACAAGUGAAGAAUCCAUUGGAGAAAGGUCGACGUGUAUUGUCGCUUUCUGUGUAUUUUUGCUCAUUGCUAUGAUGGUGCUCAUUGUGGAUGAAAGCAACUUGGAGGUUGGUGUAGAUCCAGCAUAUGAUAGCUUCUACGAAAAUGCAUCUAAGUUUCUGGAAAAUCAAGGCUUAGCAUCAGUGGGUCCAGCAUCCAAGUUAAUUUUAAAAUUAUCAUUGGCAGUGUGGGCAGCUAUUGUUGGCACUUUAUUUACUUUCCCAGGCCUAAGAGUUGCAAGGAUGCAUUGGGAUUCAAUGAGCGCGUGCCGGUGCCGCGCGAGCGCGUCGCUGGGCUGCGCGGCGGCGCUGGCGCUGCUGUGGCUGCGGCCGGUGGCGCGCCGCUACCUGGCGGGCCGCGUGUUCUCGGGGAUGGCGGAGCCGCUAAUGACAGAUCAAGCUUUUGACACACUCCGCCUUGUACUUGUGAUCGGCACCGUAUUGUUCCGGAUCGCUUUAAUGCCUAGACUGCUGCAAUCGUAUCUAGACAUGGCUCAACGUAGACUAGACGUACAAAAGAAGGAGGCAGGCAGAAUAACAAAUAUUGACUUGCAGAAAAAGAUAGCAUCAGUAUUUUACUACCUAUGUGUAGUGGCAUUACAAUAUAUAUGUCCAAUUAUAAUGUGUCUAUACUUAGCCCUGAUGUAUAAGACACUGGGAGGGUACUCGUGGAGUGCAUUAUUUUACAAACAGGAGGAGGUGAUGGUGGAAGAGAAACCGGUUGUGAAUUUAGAAGGCAUGGAACAAUUUCAAAUGGCUUGGGAAAAUUUAAAAAUGGUGUUUACUGAGGACGUUUAUCGCGGUGUAUUCGGUUUCGCUACCUGGUGGUGCUGCUUUGCGUGGUUCCUCACAACCGCAUUAGGUUCUAUGUACCAAACUUACUUCAGAAUCUCAUGAUCUUCGAUCUAGUCAUAGUUUUAUACUGUAAAGACGUACAAGUCUGCUUUAUUUACAUAGUCAUCUUAUUAAGUUGUUGAAAAGUUUGUGUACAUUUCCAGCACGAGUAGGACAAGUCUGAGCACUAGUUCUUGAAAUAAACAAUUUUAAUAAAUACUGAACGAUCACUGGUCGCUUUGCUGACAACUGAAAUUGACCAAUGACCAUUUAGAAAAAAGACCGAAUUACUUAAUUUGCCUUCGAUUAGAGUUAAAAAAUCAGAAGGUCUAUCUAAACAAAUGGUAUAGUAUGGAACAGUAUCGCAAAUAUUCUUUGUACAAUAAAUAUAUGACAAAAUUUAAAUUUGUUACCCUUCAAAAUGAUGACGACAUGAAGUUUUCUAACAACCUAAUAAUUUGAUUGUGAAAAAUGCUAUGGUUAAAGUUAAUAGCAUAUAGUAUAUGUAAAAAUAUACACUUUUUUAUCUUUUAUCUCAAACAUUGUCAUUUUUGCCAAUGUGUUGCAAUCCAUGUUAAUAUGUUUACUUUAUUUUGUGCCUGUAACUGAUUUAAUUAUACAAUUGUAGGGAAAGUAAUUUCUAGAGUACAAUAAUAGUUUUAAAUAUGUAAAUUUCACCGGAAGUUGUUCAUUAAAUAAGUAAAAUGAAAAUGUUCGUAUUAACAUUUCUAUAAAGUCAUGUCAAAAUAUUUUGCCUUUUAUUGUACAAUUAUUGUGUAAUAAUUUGCUUGAAGUAAUGGAAUUCAUUGAUUUAUAGACAUACUUCAAAUUAAGGUGUUUGUCUUUUUUUAUAUAUAUCCACUCUAAAUAGGACUGUCAUAGGACUAAUGUAUAGGACUAUGUACUGUAACUUGGACGAAAUCAAUUUAAAACAAAAUCCAAUAACCGUUCCUUAAAUUUAUACUAAAAUUAAAAUGGACGUAAGGAGCUGUAGCUUAAGAAGCUUUAACGCACUUUUUUAUUAUAAGUAAUAGUAUUCUAAUUUUGCAAAAAUUAUCUGCAAUGUAUUUUGUUUGUAUAGACAUAAGAUCAACAUUAUUAGUACAUAUUAUAACUAAAAUCGAUACAAAAAUACGAUUUUAUGUUAAGAUGACGCAUUAUUAGCAUUAAAGGCAAAAGGAAAUGAUUUUAAAAUAUUAUGAAAUGUUAAAGAUCAUUGAUCAUUGAAUAUAAUUAUAUUUAACAACUUUUGUUUUUAACAUCAACAAAGAAAUCAGGAUUUUGCAAAAUAAUUGAGUUAUUUAUUUAGUUAAUUAUGAGUCGUGAGAGAGUUAUUUAUAUGAUUUGAAUGUUUUAUUAAAAGUUUUUGAGUUGA